Messenger RNA from Bursaphelenchus okinawaensis, 2107 nucleotides. Lineage: Eukaryota; Metazoa; Nematoda; Chromadorea; Rhabditida; Aphelenchoididae. The record is from the annotation of a GenBank genome assembly.
AUGGGAGAAAGUUUUUGGAAGAGCUCGCACUGGUAAGAAUUUACAUUUUUAGGUUUUUUUGAUUGUUUUAUGUUGUCUAAAAAUGGUAUUUUAAGCAAAGAAUGGAUUCUGGAGCGAGCUGACUUGUGCCGAGACCGCGGGGAAGAUAUGAAGGUGUUUAGUGAAGAAGAAUAUCAGAAAAUUAUGAUUUUUUACUGUAAUUGUAAGUUUAUUUAUUGUUUUUGCUUUUUUGGUCUUUAGGUUUUGGUUUUACUUCAAAUGGAUUGAAAACAGGGUUUUUAUCAUCAGCUAUAUUUAUCCUAACCUAAAAUGUUACAUAAAAUUUUUUUUCAGUAAUUCACGCCAUUGGAACAGAUAACAAAUUGAGACAGCAGAUUAUAGCUACUGCUAUGACGUAUUUCAGAAGGUUUUACGUUAGGUAAUGAUUUGUUUCAAUGUAAAAUACGUAUUGUAUACUGCUUUCUGAUUUAUAUAGCAUAAAAUUUACUAUAAUUUUUUGUUUUUGACGUUAAGAUUUAUUUUUUUUUUGAAUAUUUAUGAUUUUGAAUUAUUUUAGAAGGUCUCUCAAAGAUGUUGAUCCCAUUUUAAUGGCUGCUACGAGUAUAUUUGUGGCUUCGAAGACAGAAGAGUUUAUGAUAUUAAGUACGACACGAAUAUCGAACUAUAUCAACUCUUAUUGUAAGUUAUUUUGUUUUCUAUUUGAUUUCCCCGCACUGAAUGCAGAGAGGUGGUAUGUUGUGACAAAAAAGUGAAGCCGGCAAAAUGAAGCAUUCUAUUUUAUUGUUAAAAAAUUGGUUGAAAUUGAGCGGUGGGGAUUUGAAAAUGAAAAUGUGAAAAACUUUGAAUUUGGAAAUAAAAAAUGAUAGUAAAAUGGUAAAAAUCUUAAGUUUUAAAAAUAGAUGCUUUGCAACGCGCCGAGGGCCGAAGGCCCGAGGCAUUUGCAUUGUAUAAAGUUCGUCCUUUUUUGAGCACGAUGCUAUUUUCUUACAAUGAAGUUAUAGAAUGAUACUGUACUAUUUUAAAAAGUGUGAAGAUGUGCGAGGGCCGUAGGCCCGAGCCCACGAGUUUGAAUAUUAUAAACUGUAUUUAAAUUAACAUACUGAAGACCAGAUAACAUGAUAUUACAAUGUCCAGAUCAAAAGCAAUGUGCGAGGGCCGCAGGCCCGAGCUAAUUUGUAUGAAUGUUAUGAAAUGUAUUGAAUUUAGUAAAAUGAAAAUGAAAUUGCAACGUCCAGAUCAUAGGAGGCCCGUAGGGCCUCCGUUGAUCUGGUUUAGGUUGUAAUUCGAAAUAAGAACAAGUAUUUUUGUUUGUGAGCUUUGAUAUAAUUUUGUAUUGAAGUUUUAGAUAUAUUUCUUAGAUCAAACAAGAAUUUUACGUUUUUGGGUAUUUUAAUGGUCUUUAGACUAAAAUUAAAAUCUUUCUAAGCUUCAGAGCUUUUUUUAACUAAAUCAAUAUCAAAUAUAAUCUUUUUUCAGUACGAAAAUAUUCCACGAAGCCAGAGUUCUGUUUGCGGCCGCAAUAUAUUCACGAAGCCGAGUUUAUGUUGUUACAGAUAAUUGAUUGCUCACUACAUGUUUGGCAUCCGUAUCGAAGUUUAAAAGUUUUAUUUCAAGAUUUAAAAGAGCACUCGAAUAGGCAUAUAGAUGAGCUACAUUCCGAUGUAUGGAUGCUGAUUAAUGAUUCAUAUCGAACUGAUACUGUGUUGUUGUUUCCUCCUUUUGUUAUUGCUCUUGGUAGGUGUUAUGAAUCAUUUUGAUUUGUUUAUAUGAUAUUAUGGGCUUUUAGCUAAAGUUUGGGGGCUUUAAUUGGGUUUAGAAUUGAUCGUUUUAAAGUCUAGUAUAAUAUUCUAUCAUUAUCUUUGUUUUAUCAACAUUUCAUCUCAUUUCAGCUUGUAUAAUGACGGCGGCUAUGUUCCGCAAGAUUGAGAACGACAUCAUCCCAUGGCUGAUACAGUUGAACACGGACUUUGAGAAGGUUCUCGAUUGUCAACGGGUAUUGUUCACCUUCUUCCGCCUCGAGAAGACGUUCAAGGACAAGGAGGUGUUCGAAGAAGUCAUAGUUAGGAUUCCAAAGCCUGAAGCUACGGUUAACAACGAAAGUAACUGA